AUGCAUUAUCACGGAAAAAUUAUGAUGCAGAGGCUCUGGGAACUUGGAUGCGACUGGGAUGAACCUGUUCCAGCAACAUUGAAAAAUGAGUGGGAAGCUUUUCAACGAGAACUUCCUCUCAUAGAAAAGCUACGAAUUCCAAGAUGGAUACACAUGAGUCCAACAAACAAAGCUAUUGAGCUUCAUGGCUUUUGUGAUGCGUCGAUGAAGGCGUACGGAGCAGCUGUUUAUGUUCGUGUCCUGGAUAGCGAAGGUAAAAUCCAUACCAAUCUGCUUUUGGCAAAAACAAAAGUAGCACCCAGCCAACGACCUAUAACUCUUCCUCGCCUUGAACUUUGUGGCGCAGUUUUAGUAGCACAAUUGUUGCAGUACACCAAGGAGGUUUUGGGCAUGCCCGAUAUAAAGAUGUACGCGUGGACAGAUUCCACUAUUGCUCUGGCCUGGAUACGACCACUUACGUUUCCACCCGUGUAUCGGAAAUUCAACGGCUUACUGGUAUCGAUUGCUGGGCACAUGUUGCAACGCAUCAUAACCCAGCCUAUGUGGUGUCCAGAGGUGUAUUUCCAUCGGAAAUUCAAGGGUUGGACAAUUGGUGGUUUGGUCCUGAAAUGUCGACCAAAGUUAUACGGCAUUAUCACCGGCCCAUUACAAGCAUGGGAAUUAGAUUUGGCUCAUUUACUAAUUAUCAAAGCGGCACAAAAGGAAAUGUUUAAGAAUGAAAUCGAACAAAUCAAGCAAAAACAAAUCCCUAAACACUUACGUGCUUUGAAUCCAUUCAUCGAUGUUGACGGGAUUCUUCGAGUAGGAGGGCUAUUAGAAAAUUCUCUUCUACUUUACAAUGCACAGCAUCCAAUACUUCUUCAAAACAACCACCAUUUAACAAGGUUGGUGGUUCGAGAUGCUCACAAAAACACUUUUCAUGGCGGUAUGCAGCAAAUGAUUAGCUUCAUUCGACAAAAAUACUGGAUUGGCCAGAUAAGGCCAAGCGUCAAACAUCAACUGCAUAGAUGCAUCUCUUGUUAUAGACAAAAGGCAGCUGAAAUGCAACAACUUAUGGGAAAUUUACCUUCAGCCCGAGUUCGUAUGUCCCGACCGUUCAGCCACACUGGUGUCGACUACGCGGGGCCUAUCGAAAUAAAAUCUUGGAAGGCUCGCGGUGCAAAAAUCCUGAAAGGAUAUUUCGCCAUUUUUAUUUGCUUGGCAACCAAAGCCAUUCAUUUAGAAGUGGUGUCAGAUUUAACCACCCAAGCGUCUUUGGCAGCUUUCCGGCGUUUUAGUGCCAGAAGAGGAAAUUGCUCGCAUAUUUACAGCGAUUGCGGAACAAAUUUUGUCGGUGCAAACAAUGAACUAGCCAAGAUGCUUAAAGAAGCGAAACAUGACUGGAAACAAAUCGCCGAAACAAUUGCAAAUCAUGGUACUAAUUGGCAUUUUAUUCCUCCUGCUUCCCCUCACUUCGGUGGCUUAUGGGAAGCUGGAGUGAAAUCGGUCAAAUACCAUCUAAAACGCGUUGUCGGAACUGAGCGGCUAACUUUCGAGGAGCUCGCGACGCUUCUAGCCCAAAUAGAAGCGUGUCUGAAUUCGAGACCCUUAUGUCCGCUCUCUGAGAGCCUUGACGAUUUAAAUGCGUUCACCCCUGCGCAUUUCCUAGUUGGUGAAUCGCUACACGCAAUUCCACAAGCGAACAUAAGAAACGAUGUCACACAUCUCGACCGAUGGAAACGAAUUCAAAAGAUAACUGAAGAAUUCUGGCAAAAAUGGAACUCGGAGUACCUGUCUAGGCUACAACAACGUCCAAAAUGGACUCAAGUAAAAGAAAUGCCAAAGAUAGGAGACUUGGUUCUUCUCAAAGAUGAGCGUCUUCCAUCAACGUUUUGGAAUCUUGCGCGAAUUGAAGGCACACAUUGCGGGUCGGACGGACUUGUUCGCGUUGUCACCGUAAAAACAAAAUCCGGACAAAUAAAACGGCCGAUUGCAAAGAUUUGUAUGCUACCGUCCAAUAAAAUAAUAGAUCAAGCUGCAAUUAUUUAA
Episyrphus balteatus (marmalade hoverfly) is the source of this 2028-nucleotide messenger RNA. RefSeq lists its product as uncharacterized. Bases 1 to 2028 code for a protein of 675 amino acids. Gene Ontology annotation, molecular function: nucleic acid binding. The record is from RefSeq and is a predicted model, not a curated record. NCBI's taxonomy places the organism in Eukaryota, Metazoa, Arthropoda, Insecta, Diptera, Syrphidae. Gene Ontology annotation, biological process: DNA integration. The transcript has a single exon.